GCACCGAGCACCGAGCACCGGCCGCGCCAUGGGGAAGGAGCAGGAGCUGGUGCAGGCGGUGAAGGCAGAGGACGUGGGCACCGCGCAGAGGCUGCUGCAGAGGCCGCGGCCCGGGAAGGCCAAGCUCCUGGGCUCCACCAAGAAGAUCAACGUCAACUUCCAGGACCCAGAUGGCUUCUCAGCCCUGCACCACGCGGCCCUGAACGGCAACACGGAGCUGAUCACCCUGUUGCUGGAGGCUCAGGCUGCUGUGGACAUCAAGGACAACAAAGGCAUGAGACCAUUGCACUACGCGGCCUGGCAGGGCCGAAAGGAGCCCAUGAAGCUGGUGCUGAAGGCAGGCUCUGCGGUGAACGUUCCAUCUGACGAGGGCCACAUCCCCCUGCAUCUGGCUGCCCAGCAUGGUCACUAUGAUGUGUCAGAGAUGCUGCUGCAACACCAGUCUAACCCUUGCGUGGUGGACAACUCGGGGAAGACACCUCUGGACCUGGCCUGUGAGUUCGGCCGUGUUGGGGUGGUCCAGCUGCUGUUAAGCAGCAACAUGUGUGCAGCCUUGUUGGAGCCUCGUCCUGGGGAUGCUACUGACCCCAACGGCACCAGCCCCUUGCACUUGGCAGCCAAGAACGGCCACAUUGACAUCAUAAGACUCCUCCUCCAGGCUGGCAUUGACAUUAACCGCCAGACCAAGUCUGGAACAGCCCUUCAUGAGGCCGCACUCUGUGGGAAGACGGAAGUGGUUAGGCUGUUGUUGGAUAGCGGGAUCAAUGCCCAGGUGAGGAACACCUACAGCCAGACGGCGCUGGACAUCGUGCAUCAGUUCACCACGUCCCAGGCCAGCAAGGAGAUCAAGCAGCUGCUAAGAGAGGCUUCCGCAGCACUGCAGGUCCGAGCAACCAAGGAUUACUGCAACAAUUAUGACCUGACCAGUCUCAACGUGAAGGCUGGGGACAUUAUUACGGUCCUGGAACAGCAUCCAGAUGGCCGGUGGAAGGGCUGUAUCCAUGACAACCGGACAGGCAACGACAGGGUGGGCUACUUCCCAUCCUCUCUGGGAGAGGCAAUUGUCAAGCGAACAGGUUCCCGGACAGGCAGCGAGCCAAGCCCAUCCCAGGGAGGAAGCGCAUCUGGGCCCUCCGCACCCCCGGAGGAGAUCUGGGUGUUGAGGAAACCUUUUACAGGUGGAGACCGUAGUGGCAGCUUGAGCAGUGUGGCUGGUGGCAGGAGUGGCGGGGGCCAUGCCCUGCACGCGGGCUCUGAAGGAGUCAAGCUCCUGGCAACGGUGCUUUCCCAGAAGUCGGUCUCUGAGUCUAGCCCAGGGGACAGCCCUGUCAAGCCUCCAGAGGGCUCUACAGGUGCCACCCGGUCCCAGCCUGCAGCAGCCCAUGUUGGGCAGGUGUACGGGGAGCAACCACCCAAGAAGCCGGAGCCAGCCUCAGAGGGCAAGAGUGCCGAGGUGGUCAGCCAGUGGCUUGCCACGUUCCAGCUGCAGCUGUAUGCCCCCAACUUUACCAGCGCCGGUUAUGACCUUCCCACCAUCAGCCGCAUGACCCCUGAGGAUCUCACAGCUAUCGGUGUCACCAAGCCAGGCCACCGGAAGAAGAUCACUGCAGAGAUCAGUGGCCUGAGCAUCCCUGACUGGCUACCUGAACACAAACCCGCUAACUUGGCCGUGUGGCUGUCCAUGAUUGGCCUGGCCCAGUACUACAAGGUGCUGGUAGACAACGGCUAUGAGAACAUCGACUUCAUCACUGACAUCACCUGGGAAGACCUGCAGGAGAUCGGCAUAACCAAGCUCGGACACCAAAAGAAACUGAUGCUGGCAGUGAGAAAACUGGCCGAGCUGCAGAAGGCAGAAUAUGCCAAGUACGAGGGAGGGCCUCUGCGUCGGAAGGCCCCUCAGUCUCUUGAAAUGAUGGCCAUCGAGUCGCCGCCCCCACCCGAGCCUGCCCCUGCCGACUGCCAGUCUCCUAAGAUGACCACCUUCCAGGACAGUGAGCUCAGCGGCGAGCUGCAGGCUGCCCUGUCCGGUCCGCCCGACGGGGGUGCGGCUGCUGCCGAGAAGCCCUCCAACCACCUGCCACCCACUCCGAGGGCCACCGUGCGUCAGGAGUCCAGCUUGGGUGGACGGGCUCGCCACAUGAGUAGCUCUCAGGAGCUGCUGGGCGAUGGGCCCCCGGGGCCUGGCAGCCCCAUGUCACGAAGCCAGGAGUACCUGCUGGAUGAGGGGCCAGUCCCUGGCACAUCACCCAAAGAGGCCCGGCCUGGCCGCCAUGGCCACAGCGUCAAGAGGGCCAGCGUGCCCCCAGUGCCCGGCAAACCACGGCAGGUCCUUCCACCAGGCACCAGCCACUUCACACCUCCUCAGACGCCCACCAAAGCCCAGCCAGGCUCCCCUCAGACUCUUGGGGGACCUCACGGUCCAGCCCCAGCCACAGCCAAGGUGAAGCCCACUCCACAGCUGCUGCCACCAACAGAGCGACCCAUGUCCCCUCGGUCCCUGCCUCAGUCGCCCACACACCGUGGCUUUGCCUAUGUGUUGCCCCAGCCUGUGGAGAGUGAGGCAGGACCGGCUGCUCCCGGACCCGCACCCCCGCCUGCACCAGCAGCUGUGCCCACAUUGUGCCUGCCCCCGGAGGCUGAUGUGGAGCCCGGGCGACCCAAGAAACGGGCCCACAGUCUGAAUCGCUACGCUGCGUCUGACAGUGAACCAGAACGGGACGAGCUGCUCGUACCUGCUGCUGCAGGACCCUAUGCCACAGUACAGCGGCGUGUGGGGCGCAGCCACUCAGUGAGGGCACCAGCUGGCACUGACAAGAAUGUCAACCGCAGCCAGUCCUUUGCUGUACGGCCCCGGAAGAAGGGGCCUCCGCCACCGCCACCCAAGCGUUCCAGCUCAGCCAUGGCCAGUGCCAACAUGGCUGAUGAGCCGGCUCCAGAUGCCGAGACAGAAGAUGGCAGACUAGGGGUCCGGGCACAGCGCAGACGGGCCAGUGACCUGGCUGGCAGUGUGGACACAGGUAGUGCAGGCAGUGUGAAGAGUAUUGCAGCCAUGUUGGAGCUGUCUUCCAUUGGGGGUGGGGGCCGGGCUGCUCGCAGGCCCCCAGAAGGCCACCCCACACCCCGUCCUGCCAGUCCAGAGCCAGGCCGAGUGGCUACAGUGCUGGCCUCUGUGAAGCACAAAGAGGCCAUUGGGCCUGAUGGUGAGGUGGUGAACCGGCGCCGCACACUCAGUGGCCCUGUCACUGGACUUUUGGCCACUGCUCGCCGGGGGCCAGGGGAACCCGCAGAGCAGGGUCACUAUGUGGAAGAUGGUGUAGCCCGGCAGCGGCCUCGAGGUCCUUCCAAGGGUGAGCCAAGUGCGGAGGGGCCACCUCUGGCUCGGGUAGAGGCCAGUGCCACUCUCAAGAGGCGCAUUCGGGCCAAGCAGAGCCAGCAGGAGAAUGUCAAAUUCAUCCUGACGGAGUCUGAUACAGUCAAGCGUAGGCCCAAGGCAAAGGAGCGGGAUGCUGGGCCUGAGCCUUCCCCACCACUGUCUGUGUACCAGAAUGGCACAGCCACUGUCCGCCGCAGACCAGCCUCUGAGCAAGCCGGGCCUCUGGAGCUGCCUCCACCUCCCCCACCUGCUGAACCCCCUCCCACUGACCUGGCUCAUCUGCCCCCACUGCCCCUGCCCGAUGGUGAUGCCCGGAAGCUCACGAAGCCUCCUGUCUCUCCCAAGCCCAUCCUGGCUCAGCCUGUGUCCAAGAUCCAGGGCUCACCCACGCCUGCUUCCAAGAAGGUGCCACUUCCAGGCCCUGGCAGCCCAGAGGUGAAGCGCGCCCACGGCACGCCGCCGCCCGUGUCACCCAAGCCGCCGCCGCCACCCACGGCACCCAAGCCGGCCAAGGCCGUGGCAGGGCUGCCGUCGGGCAGCGCCAGCCCGUCCCCGACGCCGUCGCCCGCGCGCCAGCCGCCCGCAGCGCUCGUGAAGCCCGCGGGCAGCGCGCCGCCCUCGCAGGGCGCCAGCCCGGCCAAGCCCCCGUCCCCCGGCGCGCCCGCGCCCGCCAAGCCCCCGCGCGCCGCCGCCGCCGCCCCGACCCCCGACGGCGCUGCGCCCGGGGACAGCGCGCGGCAGAAGCUGGAGGAGACGAGCGCGUGCCUGGCCGCGGCCCUGCAGGCGGUGGAGGAGAAGAUCCGGCAGGAGGACGGGCAAGGCCCGCGCCCCUCGGCUAGUGCGGAGAAGAGCACCGGGAGCAUCCUGGACGACAUCGGCAGCAUGUUCGACGACCUGGCCGACCAGCUGGACGCCAUGCUGGAGUGAGGCCCGGCUCUGGCCCGCACGCUGACCUUUACCUCAGGACGGGCACUUCUGGGCAGCGGGGCGGGCGGGGAUCGGGCGAGCGGGGCCGGCCUGCAGCCCAGUUCGGCACAAGCACAACUCUCGCCCCUGGCCCAGGCCGGCCGGUAGUCUGCAGGACCGCCUGGCCGGGGGCUCCAAGGGCUCUGGGCGGCAGAAGAGCUGCCCCGUUGGUGCCCGUUCCUGUCUGCUGCUCCCUGUGCAAUAACUGCUGGGCCCCAGACUAACAGGUUCUGCCCUGCGGGUGGAGGGGGCACCUCCCUUGCCUGAGGCAGGCUGGGGCGGGGGAAAGAAGAGGAUGGCUGCUGUGGCCCCCUCCCCAAUCCGUGGCAGAGCACAGGCCUAUGCCCAGCACAGAACUGCCCAUUGGGGAUCCUCUGCCAGCCGCUCUGGCGCAGCACAAAAGGACAGGGGGCCAAGGUUGGGCCCACCCUACUGCACCCCCAGAAUAUAAGCUAUCAAGAGUAUUAAUUUAUUGGGAAUGAGCUGAAGCAGAUCUCCCCAGAGAAACAAAAAGGUAUAACUUUAACAAAUAUAUAUUUAAAGAAAGAAAAAAAAAUAUUAUUGAUUCUAUAGAAAACCAUUUACCAACAGAAAGGACACUGGAGUCCAGCUUGGGACUAAAGCUGUCAGAGGCCCAGGCCACCUCUUUGUCCUUCCAUCCAGGAGUGGCCUUGCCCCUGGUCAGGAGCACACACGGGAGGGAAGGGGGCAGCUGUGCCCAGGACCCCUCCUCCACUCUUUUAACUUCUGUGAGUCUGAAGAACUUGAAGGAUGUGCCUUGCUCACUGACUGGGCUGUGUCCUCCUCUAUGCCCCACAGACCUGGGGGGGGGGCUUCUUCCUUCUGGGCGUGGCCGUGUCCUAGGGGUGCUGGUAUGAGUGUGUGGUGAACGUGGGCAUGUGGCUGAACGACAGCGGUGAGUGCAGGGGCAUGCAUGCCAGGCUGCGGGCCGAUGUGUGUGCGAGGGCGUGCCUGACCCUCAGUCCUGUCCAGGCAGUCGGCCUGCCCACCCCUCUCGAGUUCCCAUGGCCACUUCUGCUCAUGGCCUGAGACUGUGUCGUGUUGUCAUCCUCACCCUCUUUUCCUCCCUCCCAAAAAUACUGACUGAUCUCUAUUGUGUUUGCUGAUCCACAAGUGUCGGGCACAACUUUGACAUUUCUUUUUUUUUUUAAAAAAAAAAAAAAAGAAAAACAUGCUGAAACCAGUGAUUGUGAUGUGGGCUGGUGGAGGGGCCAAUUGAGGUGGUAUCCAGUCAUAGAGCACCUUUUCAGCUGUCACACCUGGCACUUCCCCAUCAGUGUCCUCCCACCGUUUUCUCCACUGUGGGUGGCCCAGGCUGGGGCUCCGGCAAGUGGGGAGGGGGGUCUGGGCAGGAAGCUGCUGUCAGCUGUCAAUAAACAGCAGAAAACUGAA
Jaculus jaculus (lesser Egyptian jerboa) is the source of this 5752-nucleotide messenger RNA. RefSeq names its product CASK interacting protein 1 (gene Caskin1). Lineage: Eukaryota; Metazoa; Chordata; Mammalia; Rodentia; Dipodidae. The coding region runs from base 29 to 4300 and encodes 1423 amino acids. The record is from RefSeq and is a predicted model, not a curated record. Gene Ontology annotation, molecular function: protein binding. The transcript has 20 exons.